Drosophila hydei is the source of this 1276-nucleotide messenger RNA. RefSeq names its product 32 kDa beta-galactoside-binding lectin-like. The record is from RefSeq and is a predicted model, not a curated record. The coding region runs from base 5 to 1201 and encodes 398 amino acids. Gene Ontology annotation, molecular function: carbohydrate binding. Lineage: Eukaryota; Metazoa; Arthropoda; Insecta; Diptera; Drosophilidae. The transcript has 5 exons.
GCCUAUGCCUGUGCCUGUGCCUGAUCCUGUCAUCGAGCCCAUUGCUCCCAUAGUUGUUUAUCCAAUUGUUGAGAGUGUGCCCGCUGAGGUUUAUCCUGGCACUGAAUCUUUUCCGGCUGAGGUAUAUCCGGGCAUUGAAAGCACACCCGCCGAGGUGCAUCCUGGCUAUGAGAGUGUUCCCGCUGAGAUACAUCCUGGUGAUUGCGUCUAUCAAGCUCAAACUUAUCCUGGCACCAGACCCAAUGGCCCCAUGGUUGGCGAAUUAGCAAUCGUGCUUAUUGAUGCGUUUGACAAUACAGAUCCAAGCUACAGGACUGAAAUUGGCCAGCUAUACGAGGGCGCCAGCUACUUGUUUACGGGCAGAAUCCUGCCAAAUGCUGAAAGCUUCUCCGUCAACUUUGUGCUGGACAAUAAUGAUGUGGCUCUGCACAUCAAUCCCCGCUUCAGGACUCAAACUGUUGUACGAAACAGCAAGGUGCGCGGCUCAUGGGCUCGCGAGGAGCUGCACUCGACACUGCCAUUCCUCUUCCAGAGAGGCGAGAGCUUCGCCAUUCAGGUGCUCAUCACACAGCACUCUUACCUGAUGUCCUUCAAUGGCCAUCACAUGGAGCCGUUUGAUCAUCGACUUUCUUAUGAUAAAGUUCGUUAUCUUCAAGUGAAAGGUAAUGCGGAUGACAUACGCAUACAUCGCUCUGAGAUCCGCAGCUAUCCGAAUCGUUAUCUAGAUUUGUUGCCUGCACCUACCGUACAGUUUGAGCCGCACUUUGUCGAGGCCGAGGUUGAGCCACUCAACGAGGGAGACAGUUUUCUGUUCAGUGGUAAAAUUGAUAGGAAAUGUGAAGAAUUCGAGAUAUCCUUUCUGUUUGCGAAUGAUACAAGGGAUAUUCCCUUGCACAUGAAGUCUCGAUUCAAGAAGAAUCAUUUCCUACGCAAUAGCAGACUGUGCAAUGAGUGGAACCGUGAAGAGAUUUCCACGCCAAACCCAUUCCGAAAAGGCGAACGUUUUACCAUUCAGGUGCUCGUCACAAUUGACUUUUAUGUAAUAGCUAUAAAUGGACGGCACUAUACAAAGUUCUGCCAUCGCUUACCCUUCCAAGGCGUUGGCCUAAUCACUGUUAAAGGCGGCGUUUUCGAUGUCCAAAUGCAUCGCUGCGCGGUGCUGGACUACCCUCAAUCUACAUUGCAAAAGCAAAUUUUGUAAAGACUUUAGUAUUUGCCAUAUAUAUGAGACUAUUUCUGUAAACAGUUGACUUUUUUACAUUUUUAUUAAAAUAUU